Messenger RNA from Exophiala bonariae, 1584 nucleotides. RefSeq lists its product as uncharacterized. The record is from RefSeq and is a predicted model, not a curated record. Gene Ontology annotation, molecular function: transmembrane transporter activity. The coding region runs from base 1 to 1584 and encodes 527 amino acids. Gene Ontology annotation, biological process: transmembrane transport. Gene Ontology annotation, cellular component: plasma membrane. Lineage: Eukaryota; Fungi; Ascomycota; Eurotiomycetes; Chaetothyriales; Herpotrichiellaceae. The transcript is spliced from 5 exons.
AUGGAGCAUGAUCGCCCUGCUUCACGUGAAGCCUUGCCACCGGGCACGCAACGGAUCGAAAAUGAGACUGGUGCACACAUUGUCCUUUCGCCAAUUCCGACCGCAGACCCCAACCAACCCCUGAACUGGUCCAAGGGGAGAAAGUUGACUUCAGCUACACCUCUAUGGGUUGAUAUCAAUAUCGAGACCGGCGUCUCGUUUACCGAUCUCAACAAUGCAUACGCUGCAAGCUCGGGAGCCUUGAGCGUGGGCUGCAUCUUCUUUGUCCCUCUUGGACUCAAGUUUGGCAGAAGACCAGUGUACAUCUUGACAUCACUCCUUAUGACGGCGUGUGCAAUCUGGCAAGCGAGAGCCCAAACGGUUGGAGAUUUCAUGGGAUCGAAUGUCAUCGGCGGGCUGGCAGGCGCUGUGAACGAAGCACUCUUUCAGGUGACCGUGUCAGACAUGUUUUUCGUCCACCAAAGAGCCUCUGCAAACGGACUAUACUUGGCAGCCGUGUCGUUUGGCAACUACAUGGGUCCUGUCGCCGCAGGAUAUGUCGCAGUAUCACAAGGUUGGCGAUGGGCGUUCUACUACCUCGCCAUAUUCAUGGGAAUCACUACUCUGGCGCUGAUUGUAGCGUUGGAGGAGACAAAGUUCGACGCGCCCACAGUCAUCGGCGAAACUGUUCCUGUCAUGACCGGAGGAGUCGUUGAUAGUGCAUCAGAGAAUUCCAAGUCCAAGACACCAACAGCGACAGAACAGCCAGAGCUCACUCUCAUCACGAUGGCUACGCGAGAUUCCAUCCUACAGAAGUCAACAAUACCACUGGAUGGCUACUGGCGCCGCCAUCGCUUGAUUUCUCUUGACACAGAUCCAGCAGGCCACCGCCAGAAAAACAGCUUUAUCAGCCAUGUCUUCCAGCCAUUCAUCAUUCUGUUCCAAUUCCCCGCCGUCGCCUUUGCUGCGCUCCAGUACGGCUGGCUUGUAUCCAUGCUGGCCGUGGUGGCGGUCACGCAAGCUACCGUUUACCCUGCACCGCCAUACAACUUCAGCGCCGCGUCGGUUGGGCUUAUGAGUCUUCCACCGGCAAUCGGAUCAGUCCUGGGCUCGCUCCUGGGCGGCCCAGCGGUCGACUAUUUCGCAGUUCAAAUCGCAAAACGGAGAGCCGGCAUUCACGAGCCAGAGACUCGACUCUGGCUCUUUAUGAUCCCUGGCUGCGGCAUGAUUCUCGGCAUAUUGUUGUACGGCUUGACUAUUGCAAAGGGCCAAGCAUGGAUCCUCAACGCCAUCGGCGCGGGCUUCGUCGGUUUUGCGCUCGGCGGCUGUGGCGACAUGGCACUCACCUACGUGCAGGAUUCAUAUCAACAUAUAUUAGGAGACGCUCUCGUUGGCGUCGUCUUCGUGCGCAAUGCCAUCAGCACAGCUCUAGUCUUCGGCGUCCCGCCGUGGAUCACGGGUAUGGGCAUCUACAACAUGUUUGUCAUCUGUGGUGUGCUGGCCGCCGUGCUCGGCCUGACUUGCGUGCCUCUCAUUAUUUGGGGUCGGAAGUGGAGGAUCCAGUUGGCUGGGAAGUACGAGCACUGGGCGCAGAGACAGUAUUAA